AUGAAAAUAGAUCAAAAAGAUUUUAUUUAAUUAGAGUAAGAAGACGAUAAAAAAGACUUCUAUAGAAGAUUAGGUAGAUUUAUAACCUUUGGAAGAUGGAGAGGCAAGCCUCUUUUUUAUUUAGGACCUGAUUACAGAUUUUUUAUGCCGAUGUAUUUUGCUUUGAUAGUUGCUUCAGUAGUUUGUUGCUAUUUCUGUAAUUAACUUUAAGAAUCUCAAUGGUCUUUUGUUGGAGCUGUUUCUAUUAGUAUUCUUGAGUUGUUCAUAUACGCAAUCACAGCAUUCAAAGACCCAGGCAUUGUAUAAGACCCUGAAUUAGAUAUUGAAGAACUGUAGCAUAAUUCAUAAAGUAUUUGUUAUUAAUGCAAAGUGCACAAGAAAAAGGGUAGAUAUCAUUGCGAAUUUUGCGAUGUUUGUAUUGAUGGACACGACCAUCACUGUCCUUGGACAAGUAAAUGUAUUGAGAUAAAUGAAUUGAAUUGUAUAAUAAGAAGAUAUUGCUUUAAUAAUAUUUUUUUUGAAGAAACUUGAUUAAAAUACUUCACCAUUUUACAUUAAAAAAGAAAUCAAAAUCAAUACUAAAUGAGUAUGAUUCAAGUAAGAUGAAAGUUAUUCUUUAAAUGCAUGCUUUUUAAAUAAUGGAUAAAAAAUUAUUUAUUAUGAUAAUACAUUUUUUGAAAAUUAUUUACGUUUUGAUGGCUUUUAAACUUUAAAUCAGUUUUUAAUAAUAAUUAUAUGAUUUAAUGAUCAAAUGUUUAAAA
Molecule: messenger RNA, 761 nt
Organism: Tetrahymena thermophila SB210
Lineage: Eukaryota; Ciliophora; Oligohymenophorea; Hymenostomatida; Tetrahymenidae
Product: DHHC zinc finger protein
Exons: 4
Biological process (GO): protein targeting to membrane; peptidyl-L-cysteine S-palmitoylation
Cellular component (GO): endoplasmic reticulum; Golgi apparatus
Molecular function (GO): protein-cysteine S-palmitoyltransferase activity
Source: RefSeq, a predicted model, not a curated record